Cadophora gregata is the source of this 1224-nucleotide messenger RNA. RefSeq lists its product as uncharacterized. The coding region runs from base 1 to 1224 and encodes 407 amino acids. The record is from RefSeq and is a predicted model, not a curated record. The transcript has a single exon. Gene Ontology annotation, biological process: carbohydrate metabolic process. NCBI's taxonomy places the organism in Eukaryota, Fungi, Ascomycota, Leotiomycetes, Helotiales, Ploettnerulaceae.
AUGAUCAUUCCUCCUUCUAUCCGGUCUAUCAUGACCGCUGCGGCUGCGCUAUCAUCAACUGACACAAAGAUAUCUCGGUCUGAAACCAACAUCAACACCAACACUCUCACACCACGUGCCAUCAACGCAAAUUAUGCAAACGCAGCAACCUCCGCCAUCACUGCUCUCGACGGCUUCUACAUGAAAGACUCCUUCCGAUGGAAGAACAUCGGCGGCUGGAUAGCCGCCAACGUAUACAACGACAUCAUGGAUUUCGACCUCUGGUCCAAGACAAAGAAGUACGAAUCCACCUAUGGUGCCUCCCUCCUCACCAUCGCCACUUCAACCGCUGCUCAGCAAAAAGCAGGCAGUACAAACGACUUCAACGAUGAUCAGCUCUGGUGGUGUCUUGCCAUGAUCCGCGCCUACCAGAAUUACGGACACCGCGAGCUCCUCGACCAAAGUAUCAAGCAGUGGCGAGCCAUCAGCGCCAACGCUCAGAUCUUCAAGUCAGACCAGGGGACUAAAGUCAGUAAAGGCGGUAUCGAUCGCGAUACUCCUAUUCCAGCAAACUGCGACAUCGAUGGUGCAGUGUAUUGGGCUUCGCACGAAGACUCUGGAUUGAAUGCCAUCUCGACCAGUCUUUUCGCACAGGUCGGUGCGUGGCUUCUUGCUAUUACUGGAGAUGCGUCGUUUCGUGGUCCGACGGAUAGUGCGAUUAACUGGUUGCAACGGAUGAUGCUGGAUAAGAAGACUGGGAUUAUGAAUGUUGAUGCUUUGAUGGCUGGAGGAUGCACCAAAAAUCCUGGCUCGCUUACCUACAAUACGGGAACUUAUAUCGGCUCUCUGACAUCGCUGUAUAUGACUACCGGCGAGGCGAAAUAUCUCGAUGCAGCGACUCUAUCGGUGACAUCAUCCGUCACCGGCGGCUUUGGCAAUAAUCCUCCGUUGGUCAUCGACCAGCAAGCCGAUCUGACUACCAACGGUGACGGAGUCCAGUGGCGCGACGUGCUGUUUCGGAACAUCGCUGACUUCUAUACCACUGUUGGUAGUAGAGGUAAAGUGAGCGAUGACUUGAAGGGCAAGAUCGCUGCAUUUUUCAAGGCGAACUAUGAUCAGAUCCAGAGCAAGGCGAAGUUUGGUAAUCUGUAUGCAGCGAACUGGUAUGGGAAGGUGAAAGAGGGGUCGGAUUGGGGGACUGGAAGUGUGUUGGGGAAUUUCAUUGGGUCGAUGUUGGUUCUUUGA